Molecule: messenger RNA, 1294 nt
Organism: Lotus japonicus
Lineage: Eukaryota; Viridiplantae; Streptophyta; Magnoliopsida; Fabales; Fabaceae
Product: pyridoxal kinase
Exons: 12
Coding region: 79-1128 (349 amino acids)
Biological process (GO): pyridoxal 5'-phosphate salvage
Cellular component (GO): cytosol
Molecular function (GO): pyridoxal kinase activity
Source: RefSeq, a predicted model, not a curated record
UUUCUUUCUCUCUUUUCCAAAUCCUCCAUUAUCUAAAUCUCUUUCGCUCUCCACGUGUUUGUUCAAAGUCGAUGCAUCAUGCACAGGAGCCUCACCUAUAUACGCGCAUUCGAUUUCGCAGUUUCAUCUCAUAACAAUAAUCUUAACUUCCGUUUUCUUAUCUCAGAUUCAAACCCGAGAAGAAACUCCAGGAAUUCAUCCAUGGCGCCUCCGAUUCUCUCCCUUGCUCUUCCCUCCGAGACCGGUCGCGUUCUCAGCAUUCAAUCUCACACCGUUCAGGGUUAUGUUGGGAAUAAAUCAGCUGUGUUCCCACUGCAACUUUUGGGCUAUGAUGUGGAUCCAAUCAAUUCUGUGCAGUUUUCGAAUCACACAGGGUACCCAACUUUUAAGGGUCAGGUUUUGGAUGGAAAGCAACUAUGGGAACUUGUAGAAGGACUUGAAGCUAAUGAUCUCUUGUACUACACUCACUUAUUAACAGGUUACAUUGGUUCAGUUUCUUUUCUCAGCACUGUAUUGGAGGUUGUCAGCAAGCUUCGCUCGAUAAACCCUGAGCUUAUAUAUGUAUGUGAUCCAGUGUUGGGUGAUGAAGGGAAGCUUUAUGUUCCGGAGGAGCUGGUGUCAGUGUACCGUGAGAGGGUUGUUCCUAUGGCUUCAAUGUUGACUCCCAACCAGUUUGAAGCAGAACUAUUAUCAGGACACAGGAUUCAGUCUGAAGGAGAUGGUCGAGAAGCUUGUAACUCGCUUCAUGCAGUUGGACCUUCAAAGGUUGUAAUUACAAGUAUAAGUAUAGAUGGGAAUCUUCUCCUCAUUGGAAGCCAUCAAAAGGAAAAGGGACAUCCUCCCAAACAAUUUAAAAUCGCGAUUCCCAAAUUACCAGCUUAUUUUACGGGAACGGGAGAUCUCAUGACUGCACUUCUUCUUGGUUGGAGCAACAAAUACCCGGACAACCUUGAGAAGGCUGCAGAACUUGCUGUAUCAAGCUUGCAGGCACUUUUGCAAAGGACACUUAAUGACUACAAAAGCGCUGGACAUGAUCCACAGUCAACCAGUUUAGAGAUCAGAUUAAUUCAAAGCCAGGAUGAUAUUCGCACUCCACAAGUCAAAUUCAAAGCUGAAAUAUACAGCUAAGUUGAUGAUAUGAUAUGAAAUAUACAGAUAAAUUGUAUUUAAACUUUUUUGUGAGAAUGGUGUUAGAACUUAGAACUCAAGACAUAAACGGUGAGGAGGAAAGUUGCUUCUUUCUUCGUCUAUUUCUUUGUUCAAAUAUAGAAAAUUGAGUUAUGAUGUUGAGUAA